This is a messenger RNA of Puccinia graminis f. sp. tritici CRL 75-36-700-3, 2314 nucleotides long. RefSeq lists its product as uncharacterized. Bases 138 to 1985 code for a protein of 615 amino acids. The record is from RefSeq and is a predicted model, not a curated record. The transcript is spliced from 3 exons. NCBI's taxonomy places the organism in Eukaryota, Fungi, Basidiomycota, Pucciniomycetes, Pucciniales, Pucciniaceae.
GUGAGGUUGGGUUGAGUUCUUUUUUUUUCUUGAGUUUCCCAUGAAUCUGCUGGGGUUUGUUGUAUCAUUCUCCUAAUUUCCCCCUCCUCAUCUUCUCUCUCCAGGUACAUACCAGCAGAAGUGGCCGAUGCCAGACGAUGUCAGAAGACGAAGGACGAAGACUGUCAACCGACAAACUCGAUCGACCCAAGCAUCUCAAGCGACUCCUCGAUGGGUAUAGCCUAGCAUUCGUCCGAGCCUAUCUGAUCGGAUAUGGGAUCGAGGUGAUCCCGUUGGUCGUCCGAUUGCUGAUCAUCAAGCUGAUCGGCUUCACCCGCCGGAGGCUGCCGACCGGUAUGCUCUUGAUGGGACUGUUCCCGAGGAUCAUCAACCUGCUUCUCAAGGGUCUGCGGCCGACCGGCCUGGCGAUGGCCAGUGGAGUGGCGAUCGGUGGCGCACGCCUGGCCGAAGGUCUGGUCCGGAAACAAAUCCAAGCGAUCGUCCGGCUUCUCAGAGCUUCGUCGAUCCGCCAAAGGUUCAGCCGACUCGUGCGUCCAUCAUCAACAGGCCAGGCCGAUGUCUCCCGUCGGCCCUCCAAGCUCGAACACACCGUCGUGGCCCUCCUCUCCACCUUCUCUGCCGCCUCUCUCUCCUCCUUGCUGGCGAUCACCAUCCUGCAGUCCAAGCACACUAGUGCACUCAUGGCACAAGAUCCACUGCAUCCCACGAUGACGCCCUAUCCGACGCUGAACAGCCAACCAAGCAACAAGCAACCCUCUACAACAAAUGUUUCCCGGGCCCAACGACAAUCACCGACGCUUGACUUUACGCUCUUCUUCACCGUCCGGGCACUCGACACACUUUGCCGGUCGCUUUUCGACUACUUUUCGCCGGCCUGGCUAGGCUUCUUGAGCCGAUGUUCAGACACGAUUCUGUUUCAACUCUGUUGCUGGAGGAUCAUGUGGUGUUGGUUCUAUACGCCCUGGCGGCUGCCGAUGAGCUACGUCAAAUGGAUCACCACGCUUGCCGAAAUGGACCCCCGCUUACUCCAGCUGAUCCGAUUGGCGAAGCCCAAAAAGUUCUUCUAUCGCUCCCCAGCUCAAUCCGACCAGAUCUUGAAAUUCGGCCAGGAGAUCGCUGCUCAUAUGGGAAGACCUCCCGAAGAAGGCGACCCGCUCUUGAUCGAUAAACUCUCAUGUGGUAUCGUUCAUGGUAGAUUGGGUAACUCCGAAAGUUGUACCAUUAACGUCCUCAGAAGAUUCCUUAAAGCUUGGAAAACUAGUCUGGGCAUUUACCUUCCCGUGUUUACAGUCCCAGUAUUAUUAUUCCAAAGGAAGAAGAUACUAAGAGCGCCGGUGAGAACGGCGUUCAGGAUCCUCUUAAACUCCUCGAGAUCGGCCGGAUUUCUGUCGAGUUUUGUAGGACUGACCUGGGCGGGAGUAUGUAUCGGGCGGUCACGAGGGAUGCAUGAGCUUCUGAACAUGAUACUCAGAGGCACAGGGCUGGGCGAUCCGAUCACGGGGACCGAUCUAGAUGGACGGGUGGCCCCUCAACUGGGCAGUCUUCUAGCCGGCUUCAGCAUCCUCAUCGAGAAUAAGAAACGCAGAGGCGAGAUGGCCCUCUAUGUCGCUACUAGGGCCCUCUGCGCUACCGUCGACGAAAUACUUCCCCGCUGGCUCAGAAGACGCAUCAUCGUUAAUCGCUGGGUCUCCAUCUGGGUCGAAAGAAUCUCAUUCUCUGUCUCGAUCGGAAUCAUCACUUGUGCUAUCGUCCAUCAUCCAGAUUAUGUCAGAGGGAUAGUCCAAGGGAUUCUGAAAUAUGCGAUCGGACCCGACUGGCCCAAAGAGCCCUUCCAUCCCUCGUCUCCCCCUCCCCCUCCUCCCCCUGCCACUGCUGUUGCUUCAGCCAUCCAAAACGAUCCCACACUUCCUGUGUCCUCGAAUCAGACCCAUCUUGACGACUCCACUGAAGAAGUGGUCUCUUAUAAUGCAUCCACCCAAACUUAGACUUCCUCUCUUCCUCUCUACUCUUUUCUAUUUAUAUAUUUUUCCUGGCUUAUGUUUUCGUUAUCGUAUAGAGAGCCUAUUUUUUGUGUGUGUCAUUAUGUUCUUUAUCAUUCCUCAAUCAUCAUUCAUGAAUUCUGUUGUUGUACUCUCAUUGUUAUCUUUAUGAUUUUCUGAGCAUUGUACUGCAUUUGUGUGUUCAAGUAGAGUUGUAUCUCGUUCUUCAUGUAUCUCAUCUCAUCGUCUCCACAUAAUCAAUCGAACAAUCAAGCACUUCCCUUUCCAACAUGGUCUGUAGUUAAAUGCCUCAAUUGUGCAUCGAAGAAGCAAAC